ACUGUUAUAACCUCAAAUCCUACCAAGCUGGUACCAACUGAAUUUACUUAUACUGUUGUUUACAUAUUGUGAACAUCCAGGUUAGCUACGUUUUUGUAUACCAAAGACUGUUGUUUUCUAAAAUUGUAAUAUUAUUUCCUUGACAGUUUCAAUGCCCAUUGGAAAGGGUUAAGUAUUCAUAAAAUAAUGUAAACAGUGUAAGAAAUUGAUGCUGAGGCAGCCUUGGAGAUUAUGUCCCAUUUCAAUCUCCGGUAUGAAUCUAAUAAGAACUACGAAAUUAUGGUCUUUCCUUAUUUUAAAUAGGCAAAACUUUCUUGGUCUGUCUGAUCCUUCUGCGUACAAGAACAGUUUUCAAUUAACCACUUCAGUGCCGAGUUUAAUUUAAAUGACAAGUGUAAACUUUCUUCCUGCCAGCUAAGUACGUCGAUGUUUCAGUGCUGGUGUAGUUGCUCAUAACUCCGAGAGAUGACACUCAAAUGUAAUCAAACUAAAACAGGUGUUGACAGAAGCUUUGAUGUAUCGAGUUAUGAACAUACAAGCGAUAUUCUCUCGCAAAACGUCUUCCCGUUUGUGUUUCCGUUCGUUUGUAACAUGUGGCUGUCUCGUGUGUAAAUGUGGUAAAGCAAAACGUUAGCAUGAAAGUGAAUAGCUGUGCAAGGUGACAUCACAUCCUAAAGCAGUACUAAAGAAUUGUGCGUGUGGUGCAUGCUGUUGACAUCGUGAUCUUGUGCGCAGGGCGCCGGCGCCAUGCAACUGGCGUCGCUGUAGUGGCUGGACGCGUAGUCGGAUAGUCGUGAUGCGGUUCGGGAAGGUGAGACAGUUCCUGCACUCCUCAUGGCCCGGUACGGUUCACACGUGUUCACGACGUACCCGUUCAUCUCACUACUGCUCACCUUCAGACUCAUCGCCACAGAUGUCACUGAUGUACCUAAAUUCGGUGAGCUGAUUAACAAUGUGACGGCUUCAGUGGGCCGAGAAGCUACGUUGGCCUGCGUUGUGGACGACCUAGCGACGUACAAGGUGGCAUGGCUACGGGUGGACACGCAAACCAUUCUGACGAUAGCUAGUCACGUCAUCACGAAGAACCAUCGUAUCGGCGUCACACACAGUGACCACCGCACGUGGUACCUGCACGUCAGAGACGUCAGAGAGUCUGACCGGGGCUGGUACAUGUGCCAGAUCAACACUGACCCCAUGAAGAGCCAAAUCGGCUACCUCGAGGUGGUCGUGCCACCGGAUAUUCUGGACUACCCCACCAGCACGGACAUGGUGGUGCGUGAAGGGACGAACGUGACACUUCGUUGCGCCGCGACGGGGUCACCUCAACCCACCGUGACCUGGCGUCGUGAGGGUGGCGAAAGUAUUCCAAUGGGCGCUGGUCAGGAAGUAGCCAGCGUGGAGGGCGCAGUGUUCAACAUUACCCGGGUCAACCGGUUGCAUAUGGGAGCAUACCUCUGCAUUGCGACCAACGGUGUUCCGCCCACAGUGAGCAAGAGGAUAAUGCUUAUCGUCCAUUUUCCUCCAAUGAUUUGGAUACAGAAUCAAUUGGUUGGAGCACAUGAAGGUCAGCAGAUGACACUUGAAUGUCACUCAGAAGCAUACCCAAAGUCAAUCAACUACUGGACUAGAGACAAAGGCGAAAUCAUAGCACAAGGUGGUAAAUACGAACCAGUGUUGCUGGACAAUGCGUAUAAGGUACACAUGAAGCUAACAAUCCGUGUGGUCGCCCCUUCAGACUUCGGCUCCUACAAAUGCGUCUCCAAGAAUUCCCUCGGCGAUACGGAUGGUAGCAUCAAACUGUACCGUAUUCCAUCUCCUUCGACAUCUCCAAAAUCUGUAAUAGUAACAACACAAUCAAGUUCGUCAAUAGAUCAAGAUAAGUCAACAAACAAGCUCCAAAAGGAUUCUGAUGAUCCUGGAUUGUACAAGCAACAAACAAACGAGAUCAUGGACAUAGCCGAUCCAGAAAAGGUCACGAGGGGAAGAGGUGAUGCUACGGAUCUAAAACUGCGAGAAAAACUUUGGGAAAACUCAAGAUCACCCCCACUGGUUCCUGUACCUUCUUUCAGCUGCCAAAUUUUUAUCGUAUUUGCCGUCAUUAUAGUCUGGUCAAAUAUUCAAGCACGCUUCCUGGUCUGAAUAUUUAAAAACUUCUUGACAGAAUGAAUACAUAUAAAUAAUUGUUCUGUGGUUCUGUUCUGGUGUCCGUCAUCAGAAACUAGAAAGGUGUGCGUGACACAUGAGUGCGUGAGAUAAACAGUUUGGAAAAUAAUUAUUUCCAGCCCUUUCUCUACGGUAACACUUCUGGCCACUUUCGCGUUAAAAUAGUAUUAGUUUCUUUAAUUGACAUUUAAUUAUUCAUUUUUAUGGAAUCUUAAUGUAAACUGUGGAACAAAACUUACAACUCACAUAAAAAUAUAUUUAAACACAAAGAAUAUAAAAAACUUUCUCGGCAGUUUGGGAUUAUUCCUUACUGACGGAAACAUUUUGAACCCUUUAAAAAUAAAAAAAUGUAAACUUCUAAUCUUACGGAUUUUUGAGAAAUGAUGAAGGUAAUUUUAAGUUUAUAUCUGUGCAUACUACAGGUAACUAAUCUUAAUAUUACUGUUUAUAAUUGUUCCUCAUGAUCAGAAUAAACAUAAAUGUAAUAUUUGGCGUAUUUCUAAAUUUUGAAACAUAAAAUUUAAAAUCACAAUUGCUCUACGGAAUAUUUUAAUGCAAUUAAAAUUUCGGUCCCAUUAUAAAACUACGGUUUAAUUUAGUUUUGUGAGUGAGAAUUUCAUAUUCUGAUGUUUUAUAUACGUACUUUCGAGGCUACACAACACAGACUUGGAUGAAUGAAGUGUAACAGUGAAGACAGUGCUCCAGGAUUUGUGCUUUCAGUUAAGAGACCUUUAUAAUAAGACCUGUCUUGCAGAGAUGAGUUUUAGGGUCCUACAGGUUUCUGUGAAUUGCGUGAUGACACUAGCAGAGCAAGAUUUAGGUUAGGUUCCGUAAAAUUCUGUACAGACAUCAACUGAGAGAUUGUUCCUCAGUGGAUAUUGCUUCUGUUUGUGUUGCUAAUACCAUGGAAACUGUUUCUAAUUUAUUAUCUGACCAUGGACGUCCGCAUUUAUCUAUUUCUUAUUUCAUUUCUUAUAUAUUUUAUAAGCAAUGUCUAUUAAUGCAACUCUAUGUUCUUUUUUUAAAGCCUAGUAUUUGACGUAUUGUAGAUAAUUGUACGCUUCUUACUGUUAUUAUUGUUGUUGAAUAUUCCUCUUUGGUUAAUUAUCAAGCCGUAGGAGAUAAAGCUCCAAGCUUUCUUCACAAGAUAAAGGUAAGUGGUCAGUUUUAUAUUUCAGGACCUCAUUAUCCAGUUACCUACUGAGCAGGAGGCCCAAAAGGGAUCAAAAUAUUCAUCAUUCUGUAAUUAAUCAAUUUAGCGACAUAGAUUACCUAACUCAUUAUCGUCAUGAUCACUGGUUUGCUUUAAACAGUGUGUAAUAUGGAGUCGAGAUGAAGAAUGGUGUUUUGUCUUCAAUAAGAAAUCCUCCAACAAAUAAAUGAAAAAAUUAAAACUUAUUCAUUAGCGACCGUCACCACUCUUCAUUGGAUAUUAGAACGCUGGACUUGUAAUCCUGGGGUCCCGGGUUCGAUUCCCGGCGGUGCCCGAAUUUACAACUUGUGUUGGGCAAGGCCGUGGUCCAGGCAUCACGGAGUUUUCCUCCGGGGUUUCCCCGGUUUCUCC
This is a messenger RNA of Zootermopsis nevadensis, 3727 nucleotides long. The record is from RefSeq and is a predicted model, not a curated record. Lineage: Eukaryota; Metazoa; Arthropoda; Insecta; Blattodea; Termopsidae.